Molecule: messenger RNA, 1908 nt
Organism: Laccaria bicolor S238N-H82
Lineage: Eukaryota; Fungi; Basidiomycota; Agaricomycetes; Agaricales; Hydnangiaceae
Product: putative magnesium transporter, CorA-like protein
Exons: 12
Coding region: 1-1908 (635 amino acids)
Biological process (GO): metal ion transport; transmembrane transport
Cellular component (GO): membrane
Molecular function (GO): cobalt ion binding; cobalt ion transmembrane transporter activity; magnesium ion binding
Source: RefSeq, a predicted model, not a curated record
AUGCCUCGCGAGAAUAGCUUUUCAGAUUCAGAGGGACGUUCCCUCACGCCUGACCUCGAAGACGAGGAAAUAGCCGAGCGUCGUGCAGCUUCUCCAACGGCAAUAUCACCUCGACAAAGGCAUCACCGAUCACCUGGAGGCGGGGCACACCACUUACAGCUGGUACGCACUCGUACGGGUUCCAAGAGAUCAAUACACUCCCAAGCCAGUCACCAAUCCGCCGCCGCGUCAAUCCCUUCCGCUUGGCAGCAGCUGCCACCCCUUGAACGGUUCCGUUCUUUGGCCCGGAGAGUUAUAGCUCUGCGUCGUGGGGCGUCCAUAUUCGAGGUCGGCAUGACUUCACGCGUUGGGGCUGAGCCUGGCGUGAACCCCCGACGGCCUACUGCAGAGGCGUUGUAUGGGAACAUCCAUAAAGAAUGUGUGAUUGAGGUGUCGGAUUACUCGUCCAUUCGCAGUAACUUUCGGAAGAUAUCCAAUGCGGAGUUCGUGGAUCUCAUCGACGAUGAUAAUGCGGGUCAGAGGGAGCCUUGGGUGAAGGUGCGUUGGAUAAACAUUGGUGGUUUGAGCUGGGACGUCAUCAAAGCCGUCGCGAUCAAAUAUGACCUUCAUCCAUUGGCGUUGGAGGACGUGUUCCAUGGCCAUAUUCGAAAUAGGUCAAAAGCGGACUAUUACAGCCAGCAUCUUUUCUUACGAGUUCUUUGCCAUGAACUUAAUCGGGAUGAGAAGAAACAGAGCGAAUCUUUUGGUUUCCCAAGUCAUGCGGACCGCUCAUCCUCUCCAGAACCAAUAAAGGAGGAGGAUGAGGAGGGUACUCCACACGAGUCGCGUGGCAAUGGUCAUGACGAAAGCGCUAAAAUAAGCCUCUCAAAGUCGCGCAGAUCGUCAACAAUGCGACGAAGAACUGGCCCUAUCCUGCCGUCCACCCAAGCUGACAUUCCUCCAACACCGUUGACCCCAGCAUGGAAUUCCCCUAGUCGCCUCACUUCACUGCUCAAGAGGGAAGCACAGCUCAAAGACGUUAGGGAAAGGCAAAAGGUAGCGGAAGUGUCCGUGGCAGCGUUGAAACAGGACGGCCGUGUAAAUGUGAAUGUGUCCCCAAUGUUCAUAUUCCUCUUCCGAGAUGGAACUGUCAUCUCGAUACAUCCAACACCCGACCUCUCCCUGACCGCACCCAUAACCCAACGCCUACGCCAACGUGAUACCGUUCUCAGGAAGUCUGCCGACGCGUCUUUGCUGGUGCACGGUAUCCUUGAUCUGAUUGUCGACAACGCCCUCCAAGUCAUUGACGAAUAUCAAAUUAAAAUCAACAACUACGAACGCGAUAUCCUACUCAAACCCAGUAUGAAGACCGUCAAGCAACUACACAUUCUUUCAGGCGACCUGAUACUACAUAAACGAACCUUGGAACCCAUCAAAACACUCCUUUAUGGCCUUAGGCGGUACGACGUUGAUCGUUGUGCCGCUCUCAUUGAUUCUUCCGAUCCGACGAAUGCGGAUGUCAAGGUUGUUGGGUUUAUGAGCCACAAAUCCAAGAUAUAUUUGGCGGACGUUUUUGACCAUAUGGAGCAUAUCCUCUCUAGUCUUGACAUGUUUGCUGGCAUUGCAGAGAACCUCAUUGACUAUACCUUCAAUCUGGCUUCGUAUGAAAUGAACGAAGUGAUGCGUCGAUUAACUCUCGCAACGAUCAUUUUCCUCCCCCUUACCUUCCUAACUGGGUAUUUCGGUAUGAACUUUGUGAAAGAGUGGUCUGUCCAACACAACUCGGACCUUUUGUUUUGGGAGAUCUCCAUACCGAUUAUGCUGGUCAUCACACCGCUUUUCAUGUGGUCUGACAUUCAGAAGGCAUAUCAUUUUGUGCAGAAGAAGAUGAUAAGUAAAAAAGCUGUUCAGAUGUAUAAGCUCUCUUGA